This is a messenger RNA of Anguilla rostrata (American eel), 1047 nucleotides long. RefSeq names its product metabolism of cobalamin associated B (gene mmab). Gene Ontology annotation, molecular function: corrinoid adenosyltransferase activity. The coding region runs from base 79 to 789 and encodes 236 amino acids. The record is from RefSeq and is a predicted model, not a curated record. Lineage: Eukaryota; Metazoa; Chordata; Actinopteri; Anguilliformes; Anguillidae. The transcript has 9 exons.
CCCAUCCGUACGGAAGUCGAAGAUGGCCAAAAUUGUGAAACAAGGCAGUCCUUUUAUUUAUCUCUACGAAAUAUAAACAUGGCUUCCGUGAUAAUAAAACACAUUGCUUCUCGUUGCGUUCUCAGAACUUACAAAAAAUCCAUUCGUGUAUGUUGGACCAGGCCUUUAUGUGCAAGUACAAAUGAUACAGGUAAUGCAGCAAAAUCAGAACGAGGCAACAAGGCACCUAAAAUAUAUACAAAAACAGGAGACAAAGGUUUCUCCAGCACUUUCACCGGUGAAAGAAGGCCAAAGGAGGACGGUAUUUUCGAAGCCUUAGGGGCAACCGAUGAGCUGUCCUGCGCUAUAGGAUUGGCCAGAGAAUUCUGCAUCGACCAAGGCCAUGCAUUCACAGAAGAGCUAGAAAAGAUUCAGUGUGUGCUACAAGAUGUGGGAUCGAAUAUCGCCACACCCCAGUCAUCAGCAAGGCAAAGUCACAUAAAGAAGACCAUGUUUAGUGGACACCCUCUCUCUGACCUGGAACGCUGGAUUGACAAAUAUACCGAGGAACUUCCUCCACUGACCAACUUCAUUUUACCCUCCGGAGGGAAGAGCAGUGCCGCCCUGCACGUGGCCCGGUCAGUGUGCCGCAGGGCGGAGCGCAGCGUUGCCCCUAUCGUACGGUCAGGUGAGGUGGACGCAGAAGUGGCCAAGUUUCUGAACAGGCUCAGCGAUUACCUGUUCACCGUAGCCAGGUACGUGGCUAUGAAAGAGGGCAACAGGGAGACCGUCUACAGGAGGCCUGAAUGAGGAACCGCAGGAAUGAAGAAGGGAAGGGGGGGAAGAAACAAAAUGGCCGUGCGCACAAGACUCAAACUCCACAGGAGUGCAUCUCAGUGGUGCAUCCAGGACUGAAGCUACAGUGUGUGAAACAGUACUUUUACUUCAGCACCACAAACUUAUCUUCCAAGAAGAAGAUGUUCAUUAUUAAAUACAUUCAUUUCUGAAAUGAUAUGAUUGUUUUCAUGUAAAAUAAACUGCUUUCACACUUUUUUUCUGACCAUAUAA